CCGCCUAUCACGCAGAUCAUUCCCAUACUUCGUGCGACAUUCAGUCUUCUGCGCACUUUCUUGUCUCAAGCCUCACGAGUUGUGGUCGCGCUCGCCACUCCGUUACUCAUCUUCGUGCCCCUUGUAUCCCGCCUGCUUGCUCCGGUUAUACUCGUCUUCCAUAUCGUAUUAGACGCCACAGUCUACACCCCAUACAUGAUCAUUUCUAGCGUAGCUGCUGCACUCUACCCCCUCUAUAUGUUCUGUGGUGUCGCUUGUAUCUUUGGGGCGGUUCUUGGCAUUCUUGGGAGAUCUUUGGUCACA
This is a messenger RNA of Suillus subaureus, 303 nucleotides long. RefSeq lists its product as uncharacterized. The annotation marks the transcript as partial. The transcript has a single exon. NCBI's taxonomy places the organism in Eukaryota, Fungi, Basidiomycota, Agaricomycetes, Boletales, Suillaceae. The record is from RefSeq and is a predicted model, not a curated record.